Molecule: messenger RNA, 1689 nt
Organism: Armigeres subalbatus
Lineage: Eukaryota; Metazoa; Arthropoda; Insecta; Diptera; Culicidae
Exons: 3
Coding region: 1-1689 (562 amino acids)
Source: RefSeq, a predicted model, not a curated record
AUGUCUAAUUCGAGGCUGAAGGCAUCAGUAAUCGAAGACGAUUCGUUCAACACCGUGGAGCAGGUUUGGGUAUCUAUUCAGCUCGGAGGCCGUAAACUAUUUGUUUGUGCGGUGUAUAUUCCUCCAGACCGAACUCGAGACUUGGAACUCAUCGACACGCACUGCCGAUCAGUCUUCUUUGCGUCGGAAAUAGCGUCUCCCAACGAUGAAAUCAUCGUUCUGGGCGACUUCAACCUUGCAGGAGUCGCGUUGCUGGAUAAUUACAGUACUGCAACUUUAUCUCAAGUUAAUUGCAUCGUGAAUGAGAAUAAUCGCUUACUGGAUCUGUGCUUCGUCGGCGGUCGUUACACCGCUCCAUUUAUUUCCACUGCACCUGUUCCUUUGGUGAGAGGCAGCCCUCACCAUCCAUCUCUAGUAAUUGGAGUUGAGAAUGACGACGUCCGCGACUAUGUUGGUACCUCAACGGCUGUGUCAUAUGUUUUUCGCAAGGCGAAUUAUUGUAGUAGUGCCGAAGUGCUGUCUAACUUGGAUUGGCAGAGUAUCCUCGACCCGGCCGAUGCAAAUAUCGCUGCACAAACUUUUUCUCAUGUCUUGGCAUAUGCCAGACAUGUUCCAAAGAAGAUUGCCCAUACCGACUCUAGGGUUCCGUGUUUGACAAAUGACCUUCGUUCGUUGAAAAUUACUAAAAAGGCCAUCCUGAAAAGGUUCACAAGGUUCCGCACUCUUCCCUUGAAACACCAUUAUGCUAGGCUGAACCACGAAUACAAACGGGUAAGUCGUUUCUAUUUUAAACGUUACCAGCGGAGGAUACAGCAACGGCUUAAAUCCCAUCCGAAAUCCUUUUGGAACUACGUAAACGAGCAGCGUAAGGAAGUAGGUCUUCCAUCGUCCAUGGUCUACAAUGGAGUCAUGGCAUCAACUCAACAAGAAAUUUGUAACCUAUUCUCGGCCAAGUUUGCUAGCGUGUUUGUCAGUGAGCGCCUCUCCAAUGACUCCAUAACCAGCGCAGCGGGUAAUGUACCCUUAACGAAUCAAACACGAAACGCUGUCGAUGUAAGUGCAGAUGCCAUAGCGAGAGCAGCCACGCGGCUAAAAACGUCGUACAAAUCGGGACCUGACGGUGUUCCGUCGGUUUUCCUAAAAGCGAACAUUUCCUGCCUUCUGGAUCCACUUCAUCGAAUCUUCCAGCUCUCCCUUUCUAAUGGUGUAUUUCCGUCCUGCUGGAAGACAGCUGAAAUGUUUCCUGUGUACAAAAACGGAAGCAAGCGCGAUAUAAACAAUUAUCGAGGAAUCACGUCGCUAUGCGCUGUAUCGAAGUUAUACAGCAUGCUUGCUUGUGAUCAAACAGAUGUAAUUUAUACGAAUCUAACUGCAGCAUUUGAUAAGUUGAACCACAGCAUUGCGAUCGCCAAGCUUGAUAGAUUGAGAAUUGGAGGCAGCCUGCUUGCAUGGUUUGGUUCGUACCAUACUGAGCGCCAGUUGACAGUUGCUCUAGGCGAUUGUCGCUCGGAAAGCUUUUUCGCGAUGUCUGGCAUACCGCAGGGUAGCCAUCUGGGACCGUUGAUAUUCCUUCUCUACUUCAACGACGUACAUCUAGUUCUAAAAGGACCGCGAUUAACAUUUGCAGAUGAUCUUAAAAUGUUUUUGCGCAUCUGCUCAAUAGCCGAUUGUCAUCUACUACAAGACUAG